Molecule: messenger RNA, 2316 nt
Organism: Nicotiana attenuata
Lineage: Eukaryota; Viridiplantae; Streptophyta; Magnoliopsida; Solanales; Solanaceae
Product: DUF724 domain-containing protein 3-like
Exons: 7
Coding region: 308-2224 (638 amino acids)
Source: RefSeq, a predicted model, not a curated record
GGAGAUAAAAAUUAAACACAAGUCCUAAAAAGGGACAUCAGUGAAAUUAAACAGAAUAUAUUCUUCAUAAAAAUUGAGGAAAGGGAUAAAAUGUAGGGUACUUGCUGAGUCUGUCGGGUUAAAAGCUCUCCAGAUACUUCCCGCCAAUGUUCUCUCCUUUCCUUGAAUUUCCGCUAAAGAAAUUUGAAUCAAAUACCUAGAGCUAGCGUUAAUAGCAGCUCAAUUCCACGCCAAUACCUAAAAACUCCAAUUCUACUCACAAUUCACAAAACCCUAGCCUUUGUUAUAGCAUUUCAUCACUGCAACUAUGCCGACAAUUGAGGAAAAAGUAGUAAAAUUGGAAAACGAUGUAUCGUCACCUACUAGUAAUUCAUUUAUUGAACCCUUCUUCAGCAUUGGUUCUGAAGUCGAAGUCAGCACAGAAGAAAAAGGGUACAGUGGAGCUUGGUAUGAAGCCACUAUAAUCGCACCACCAAAGUCCACAACUCCGGCUUCGAACAACAGUGAUUCGUCUAAUAAAAGCAAAAGAAAAAAAUGGGGUUAUUGGGUUGAGUAUAAGCAUUUAUUAGAUGACAAAGAUGGAUCGACACCUCUACGUGAGUACAUUAGAAAACGGUCCAUUUUACGGCCUGCCCCGCCAAAUUGGAUGGAGGAUGAGCGCCUGUGUUUUCGCGUGACCGACGUUGUUGAUGCAUUUCAUCUUGCAGGGUGGUGGACUGGAGUUGUUGUUCGUGUUGUUGGUACUGGUACUGGUAGUAUAGGUUGCAAGUUCCGGGUCGCUUUCAAGGAUCCGGAUGAGGAGCUCGAGUUUUCUCAGCGUGACCUGAGGUUCCAUCUUGAUUGGGUUGAUGGAAAUUGGAAACGGGCCGUCACGUCACACCAAAAUACGGCUCUUCAAGAUGGAAUUGCAACUGCUGCAAAGGAUCAGACCAACAAGGGGAUAUCGGAUGCUAAAAAGAAUCUGGAGAUUUCUGAAUCUAGAAGUGAUGUAGUACAGCCUUUGAAGAAGUUAAAAACUAAAAGAAAUGUUGUGGAAGCAUUGGAGAAUCAACAUUUUCCUGGGCCUUUGGUCUCUUGGAAGGUACUCACUAGGAGGGCAAGAAAAGUUGGUUCAGUAAAUAAUCAAUCAAGUCAUGCCAUGGAAGAAAAUGUAGAUUGUUCACUAGCUGGGAUCGCACAUUCUACCGAUAUUGACUGCAGUAAACAAGGAGAUGUUGAAAAGAUUGUCGACAGAGGGCUGAAUGAAGAAGAUUUUGGGACUGUGGAUGUGGGAAUCCUAGCGGCUAAAAAUCCCGGUGUCCAUUCUCUCAAGCGCACUGGAGAUAAGGAUGGGGAGAUAAGUGAUCCAAAAGUUCAGACGGUUGAGGAGAGCAGCAAAGAAAGUACUAAGAAUCUGUCUGACCAUGGAUCAUUGACAGUGCUACAAGGUGUGGAGACGCAAGUACCUGGGAGCACUCUCCAUGACACGGUCAACGAAACAAAUGCAAUAAAUCAAAUUAAGCAGACUUCAACUGAUGAGAUAAGUAUUUCUGCAGGAGCUUCUCCUACAGCAGUCCAGCCAUGUACUGGAACCAGUCCUCUGCAAUCUGAUGAAUGGCCAGAUGCUGCUCUUAGUUCCAUCACUGAGCCGAGUCCGGCACUGCCAUUUCAGAAAAAAUCCACUGUUUGGAGAUCACUUGAAUCUAUGGAAAUAUUUACAAAAAUUCCACAAAAUCCACAUUUCUCACCUUUAGCAGAACAUGAGGAGGAGAAACGAGAAGAGCUAGCUCUGCAAAAGAUGCUAAAGUAUGCCUUCCUUGGUGAUAAGAUAUCAAAAUUAACCAUUGCUGAUCUUAAAAAUUCAAUGGUCAUCAAUGACAUUCUGACAUCUCUUGAGGACUUGGAGGAGUGUGGAUUUGAUGUUAUGCAGAUUAAAUGUCCAUUGGACGAUCUACUAUUGAACAGUGAGAGGCAAAUUCAAUUCGAAAACAAUUUGGAUGAAAUAAAGGGCAGAAUCAGAGACUGCAUUCUUGAGAGAGCAGAAGCUGAAAAAGAGAUCAGCAAGAUUGCUAUGAAGCUAAAUGAGCUGGAGAAAGAACUUAUGUUUGCCAAGAACAUGAAAGAGACGAAGGAUCAAGAGAUUAUUGUAUUGAGAUCUAAAGAGACUGCCAUUUCUGACGAAAUACGUCAAUUUCAACUUGACUUUGAAGGGGCAUCAGCUUCGUUGAAGCAAACCUUCUGCUGAGCAAUGCUCUGUACAACUUAAGUAUGAACGAACUCUGGUUUUUGUUGAUCUGCUCACCAGAAAUACCACAGUAAAAGUUUUUGAACAUUUGA